CCAACACGCAACACCCAGAUCAAAUUAAUCACCCAGAACUCACUUUUGGGAUCACUGAGAACAUACCCAUCUUCUGAAAACUGGUUUUUCUCUCUCCAAGAUCCCUGAUCUUUCUGGGUCUAUUUUCUCUCUCUUCUCUCUCUCUUGAAUCAAUCACCAUGGACAAGUUUUUCAAAACCAUUUUGUUUCUUUGUUUGUUGGUGUCUGUGUUUAUUUCAUCUUCUGCUCAAAGUUGCUCAAACUACAGAUUCUCUAACAACAACCUGAACUACAGCACAUGCACUGAUCUUCCUCAGCUGAACGCUUUCCUCCACUGGAACUACCACCAAGCAAACCACACCGUCGACAUAGCAUACAGGCACACCGGAGCUACCUCCGGCCGGUGGAUAGCUUGGGCACUGAACAUCAACGGAAAUGGAAUGCUUGGAGCUCAGUGUUUGGUUGCUUUCACAAACUCAAGUAGUCUUGUUCAUGCAUACACUUCGCCAAUUGGCACAGGUUCCAGUGAUUAUGGCACUUCACUUGCACAAGGGCCUUUGAGCUUUAACGUACCAAGCAUCAGAGCAGUUUCUACUAGUAAUGAGAUGACUAUCUUUGCUACUUUGGAGCUUCCAAGUGGACGAACCAGUUUUAACAAUGUGUGGCAGGAGGGUCCGCUUUCUGGCGACACUCCUGCUGCGCACUCAACGAGUUCUGCAAAUGAGAACUCUUUCGGAAGGGUGGAUUUUGCCACCGGAGAGGCUGGUUCAGGUGGCGGCGCAACCAUCCCACGGCUGAAGAAGAAAAAUAUUCAUGGAGUGUUGAAUGUGGUGGGUUGGGGUAUUAUGAUGCCUGUUGGUGCUAUAAUAGCAAGGUACUUGAAAGUGUUCAAGUCAGCUGAUCCAGCCUGGUUUUACCUUCACGUUGCUUGCCAAUCUUCAGCCUAUGUCAUCGGCGUUGCCGGAUGGGCCACCGGAAUCAAACUCGGCAGCGAUUCUCCUACCUUCAAAUAUAACACCCAUAGGAACAUUGGCAUAGUCCUAUUCUGCCUUGGAACACUUCAGGUACCCUCCUCUUCGACUUGGAUGGUAUCCGUCAUGACAUCUUAAAUUAUUAUUCGUCAGUACACUCACAAUGACUCGGCUGAGUUGACCGAAUCCUCUCCAACAAACCACAAGUCACUGGACUCGUGGUUAUACAGAACGCGAAUGGAAUAUGCCAAUUAGUAUUGGUCGAUUCUUUGAACCAUGGUACAUGCUAGAAUGUACUAAUAUUGUCUUCGGUUGUUGUUUAGGUAUUUGCCCUGCUUUUGAGGCCUAAGAAGGACCACAAAUUCAGAUUAUACUGGAACAUCUACCACUAUGUGGUCGGAUACACCGUCAUCAUCCUCACCAUCAUCAACAUCUUCGAAGGUUUCGACAUCUUGAAACCCGCCAAGAAAUGGAAGAAUGCCUACAUCGGAGUUCUCAUAUUUCUGGGCGUCGUCGCCACUCUGUUGGAGGCCUUUACAUGGUACAUUGUGUUGAUGAGGAAGAAGAAGGCAGGGUCCGAUAAGCAUGCCCAUGUUGGCAAUGGAGUAAACGGGUACCAUACUAGGACACAGCAGGCAGCAUAGAUUGUAUUACGUGCUCGGUUACGUGGGGGUACGGAAUGCACAUGUAACGUCUCGUCUUCUUAUUAGAUUGUGAUAUCACGUGUUGACAUCACUGUUAUACAGGGUAUUUAUGCCACGGUUAGGGUUUUUUUGGAUCCCAUAUGUUGAGGGAGAUUACUAUUAUUUUGUGAUAUUUUAGUGUUAUUCUUUCUUGCUCUGAUUUUUGUGUAGAUUAAGGUGGUGGUCUUUGGACAUGGAUGCAGUAUAGUUUUUCUCGUGUCUGUAUGUACACACUUCCCAUGUUUCUUUGUUCUUGUUAAUUGCGUUCCGUUGAUUUUUUCUGUUGUUUUAUAUUUUGAAUUUGAAUUAUUUAGCGGCCUGUUGAUG
Molecule: messenger RNA, 1960 nt
Organism: Ilex paraguariensis (yerba mate)
Lineage: Eukaryota; Viridiplantae; Streptophyta; Magnoliopsida; Aquifoliales; Aquifoliaceae
Source: the annotation of a GenBank genome assembly